AUGGGGCCGGGGCGCGGGGCGGGCGGGGGGAGGCGUGGGGCCGUGGCGCUGCUCUGGGUGGCGGCCGUGCUGUGCCAGCUGGGCAGCGGCAGCGUCCUCCGCCGCCGGCUCCACGCCGCCGGGGUCCCGCAGCGGCGGCUGAGCGGCGGCGAGCGGCGGGACGUGCAGCGGGAGAUCCUGGCCGUGCUGGGGCUGCCCGGCCGGCCCCGGCCCCGCGCCCCCGGCCGCGCCCCCGCCGCCGCCGCGCCGCUCUUCAUGCUCGAUCUGUACCACGCCGUGGCCGGAGAGGAGGAGGAGGAGGGUGAGGAAGCGGCGGUGUCGCGCCCGGUACUCACCGGGCUCAGCACGCAGAGCCCCCCGCCCGGCAGCGUCGUGAGCCGCGCAGACACCGUGGUCAGCCUCGUUAAUAUGGUGGAGCAGGACCGGGACCUGCUGUCACCCAAGCCCUACUGGAAGGAGUUCAGGUUCGACCUGACCCAGGUGCCGGCGGGAGAGGCCGUGACGGCCGCCGAGUUCCGCAUCUACAAAUCGCGGGCUGUGGGCAGGCACGGCAACAGCAGCCUGCACGUCAGCAUCUACGAGGUGGCUGGGCAGCAUUCCAACAGGGAAUCUGACCUGUUCCUGCUGGAUGUGCAGGACCUGCGUGCUGGCACAGAGGGCUGGCUGGUGUUUGAUGUCACAGCUGCCAGCAGCCACUGGUCAGUGGAUCAGAAAUACACCCUGGGGCUGCGGCUCUACGUGGAGACAGAUGAUGGGCACAGCGUGGAUCCAGGCUCAGCUGGGCUCCUGGGGCGCCGGGGACCCCGCUCCAAGCAGCCCUUCAUGGUGACAUUUUUCCGGGCCAGCCCCAGCCCCUCCCGUGUCACACGAGCAGCCAAACCCCCGAGGAGGCGACAGCCCAAGAAAUCCAACGACCUCCCCCACCCAAACAAGCUCCCAGGAAUUUUUGAUGAUGUCCCCCCCACGGAUGGGCGGCAGGUCUGCCGGCGCCACGAGCUCUACGUCAGCUUCCAGGACCUCGGCUGGCUGGACUGGGUGAUUGCUCCCCAGGGAUACUCAGCCUACUACUGCGAGGGGGAGUGUGCAUUCCCACUGGACUCCUGCAUGAACGCCACCAACCACGCCAUCCUGCAGUCCCUGGUCCACCUGAUGAAGCCUGAGGCCGUGCCCAAGGCGUGCUGUGCCCCCACCAAGCUCAGUGCCACCUCUGUCCUCUACUACGACAGCAACAACAACGUCAUCCUCAAAAAGCACAGGAACAUGGUGGUGAAAUCCUGUGGCUGCCACUGAUGGACAGCUCCCAUCCCCACCCCUGGGUGUCCCAUUCCCUCUCCUGAGUGUCCCAUUCACACCCCUGGAUGUCCCAUUCCUGUCCCUCAGUGUCCCCUUCCCAUCCCUGAGUGUCCCAUCCCCAUCCCUGGAUGUCCCAUCCCAUCCCUGAGUGUCCCAUCCCAUUCCUGGAUGUCCCAUCCCCACUCCUGAGUGUCCCAUCCCACCCCCGGAUAUCUCAUUCCCAUCCCUGGAUGUCCCAUUCCAUCCCUCAGUGUCCCAUUCCCGCCCCUGAGUGUCCCAUCCCCAUCCCUGAGUGUCCCAUCCCCAUCCCUGAGUGUCCCAUUCCUGUCCCUCAGUGUUCCAUUCCCACCCCUGGAUGUCCCAUCCCAUCCCUGAGUGUCCCAUCCUGAUCCCUGGAUGUCCCAUCCCCAUCCCUCAAUGUCCCAUCCCAUCCCUGAGUGUCCAUCCCCAUCCCUGGAUGUCCCAUCCCCACCCCUGCAUGUCCCAUCCCAUCCCUGAGUGUCCCAUCCCAUCCCUGAGUGUCCCAUGCCAUCCCUCAGUGUCCCAUUCCCACUCCUCAGUGUCCCAUCUCAUCCCUGAGUGUCCCAUCCCAUCCCUGAGUGUCCCAUUCCCACCCCUGGAUGUCCCAUCCCAUCCCUGAGUGUCCCAUGCCAUCCCUGAGUGUCCCAUUCCCACUCCUAGUGUCCCAUGCCAUCCCUGAGUGUCCCAUCCCCAUUCCUGAGUGUCCCAUCCCAUCCCUGAGUGUCCCAUCUCAUCCCUGAGUGUCCCAUCCCAUCCCUGAGUGUCCCAUCCCCAUUCCUGAGUGUCCCAUCCCAUCCCUGAGUGUCCCAUCCCCAUCCCUGAGUGUCCCAUCCCAUCCCUGAGUGUCCCAUUCCAUCCCUGGAUGUCCCAUUCCACCCCUGAGUGUCCCCUCCCAUUCCCACCACAGCAAUGUGUCCCUGGGUUUCUGCUGCACUCAUGGAAGAGGAGCUUUGUGGGCUGCAUCAGAGCAAAAUCCAUUAAUAAUAAUAAUAAUAAUAAAUAAUUAAUAAUAAAAGCCAAAAAAAACCCCUCCCACCCCUUUCCAGAAGUGGAUGUAAAUAAUACAAAACUUCCUUUUUCUUAUCCUGCUUGAUGAGACACAGAUACAUACAAACAUAUAAAUAUAGAGAGAGAGGAAAGAGGAUUUUUGGCUGAUUCUGUUUGGUCUGAGGAGUUUUCCCUGUGCUGGAGGCACUUUUGUGGGGAGGCAGCACCAGCUUGCUCUGAGCUGUUUCUAGCUGUGUGUUUCUCCACUAACCCACCUCUACCCAAGUGCUUUUAAUUCCCUUAAUGAAAAUAUCAUCAGCCAAUUAAGUAGCUGGCUGACUAACCCCCUCCUGUUUACCCAAAGUUCACCCAAACUCAGCCAGCUGGAAAAAAAAUAAAAUAUCCAUAUUGAGCUGCAGCACUGUUAUAAAAUAAACGCAAAGUUUGGAAAGUAAA
Haemorhous mexicanus (house finch) is the source of this 2757-nucleotide messenger RNA. Its product is annotated as bone morphogenetic protein 8A-like. The transcript has 7 exons. Bases 1 to 1290 code for a protein of 429 amino acids. Gene Ontology annotation, molecular function: cytokine activity; growth factor activity. Gene Ontology annotation, biological process: SMAD protein signal transduction. Lineage: Eukaryota; Metazoa; Chordata; Aves; Passeriformes; Fringillidae. The record is from RefSeq and is a predicted model, not a curated record. Gene Ontology annotation, cellular component: extracellular region.